GGGAGGCGCUUGUAUACGUAGCUGUAGGAAUAAAGAGAGGGAGACAAGGUGCUUAAGCUAAAUUUAUCUCGCCAGCGUCACUGGUGAGACUCGAGUGGAUACAUUUGUUAUUAGGCCGACUACUGUAGUUUUUUUGUUCUAAACGGUUUGUGGAUAAACGGUAGAUACCAGCGUUAGCUGGCCUGGAUCAUUUGAAAUAAUCGUCCCAAUUCCGUGCGGGAAGGAUGCUGGUUUAUUCCUGCACGUCUGUGUGUGACUGACCGGUUGUACAUUUGACACCGCAAAACAAGCUGUCACACAGAAGUCCAGAGUAAAUGGAAAGCUCUCAUUCUGUUGAUAUGCAAACAGUGCAGCGACGGUUGAUUCAUUUCCGCUUUUGAGGGAAAUCAACAUUACCGUGGUAACGAGUAUUACGAAGAAAAACAGACAGUACACUGAGUAGGUUAUUUUCACAUUUAAAAAAAAUCCACGACUAGCUUGCGCUACAUCAGCAAAUUUGCUUUGUCAGUGCCUUGCGGGCGAUUAUAUUCAUUCAGCAAUAACUAUGGAACAAAACUAGAUAAAAUCGGUUAGUUUUCGUUUUCUAAAACAACGGAAACAGCGCCUUCUGCUUUUGCUGUAAUUUUUUGUCGAACUAUUGUUUCGUCGACCACGCGAUGAGUGUACUCGCGCAUCGUUCUUUUUAUCAAGGUAAGAUUUAUCAUACUAUGAUAACAUAUUGCUAUUUUAGUGUUUAGCUUUUUCGUGUUACUCAUAUUUUAGCUACCAACUGUUCACUGUUACCUCAGGUACGGUCGGUGCGGAACGCGGUUCAGCAAGCCCACUGUGUUAAAAUAUUAAUACUGCACUGUUGCAUUCGUUUCUAAUAAUAUAACCAUAAUCUAAAUACAGGUUACUCCUAAAACGUGCAGGCAUCGUUUUGACCUUAGUGGUGCCUUUGUUUCUUCGGAAACAUCCGUGAAACGCCUAUGCUGCAAUCAGCCAAUAGCUGCCUUCCGAAACCCCGCUUGAUAAACCACUUCGAGAUCCCACCUUGGCCAGCUGUGGUAUACCCCUGACUGGGGAAAGGGUCACGUGUUUACAUUUUUUUCCGCCAACAACCCAAUUAAACUGCCUAACUUCGUUUUACUCAAAGGCGUUCUGCAAGCUAACUUUGUGCUCAUUGGUGAAUAACACAUCCAACAUCAUUGAAGUCCAUUUUGCAGUUGGUCAUGAAUGGACCGAUGUAAUCGAAACUACACGGAGAAUGCGCUUAGGGGCGACGUUGCUUGCUUUUGACACAAUUUGUACAGACCGUCACAGCUUCGUGCCGUCCACCGCUCCAAAGCGGCCACAGAGCUGGUCCAGCUCGGGACUUUGCAGCGUCUAGCUCGGCACUGCGCUUGACGUCAUCGUUCUCAAGACCUGGCGCGACUGAACUAGCCAGAUGUCGGACGGUCCAAGACAGAGGGGGAAGGCAACUGCGGUGGACGGGGAUGGCGAGUCCGACUGCAACAAGGGCACGGAAAGCUCCGGGGUGGCUCUGAAGAAAGAGAUCGGUCUCGUGAGCGCCUGUGGCAUUAUAGUUGGUAACAUCAUUGGGUCGGGGAUCUUCGUGAGCCCGAAGGGGGUUCUGGAGUACGCCAGCUCGGUGGGCCUGGCGCUGAUUGUGUGGAUCGUCACGGGGGUCAUCACCGCCAUCGGGGCGCUGUGCUACGCCGAGCUCGGGGUCACCAUCCCCAAAUCUGGAGGGGACUACUCCUACGUCAAGGACAUCUUCGGUGGACUGGCGGGGUUUUUGCGUCUCUGGAUCGCCGUGCUCGUGAUCUACCCAACCAAUCAGGCAGUGAUCGCGCUGACCUUCUCCAACUAUGUCCUGCAGCCGCUGUUCCCCACCUGCCUCCCUCCUGACGGCGGGCUCCGCCUGCUGGCUGCUGUCUGCCUGCUGCUGUUGACCUGGGUGAACUGCUCCAGUGUGCGGUGGGCCACGAGGGUGCAGGACGUCUUCACGGCCGGAAAGCUGCUGGCUCUGGCGCUCAUCAUCGUCAUGGGCAUUGUGCAGGUCUGCAAAGGCCAGUAUUACUGGCUGGAGCCGGCCCACGCGUUUGAGAGUUUCCAGGAGUACGACGUGGGGAUGGUCGCCCUGGCCUUCCUCCAGGGAUCCUUCGCCUACGGCGGCUGGAACUUCCUGAACUACGUCACCGAGGAGCUGGUCGACCCUCACGUUAAUCUUCCUCGGGCCAUCUUCAUCUCCAUCCCGCUGGUGACCUUUGUGUACGUCUUCGCCAACAUCGCCUACGUCACUGCAAUGAGCCCCCAGGAGCUGCUGGCCUCCAACGCCGUCGCUGUGGUGAGGGGAGGGGAGGGGAGGGGGGGGGACCAGGAGGUGAAGAUCUUGACUGAAAAUCCUGUAGUGUGUGUUGGCCAUGAGGUGACUGAGUGUUUAAUCUCUCCCUCUCCGACGUUCGGGGAGAAGUUGCUGGGGGGGUGUGGCGUGAUCAUGCCCAUCUCUGUCGCUCUCUCAACUUUCGGAGGGGUCAACGGCUCCCUGUUCACCUCGUCCCGGUUGUUUUUUGCAGGUGCCAGAGAGGGUCACCUCCCCAGCCUCUUGGCGAUGAUCCAUGUCAAACGCUGCACCCCAAUCCCAGCCCUGCUCUUCACAUGCUUGUCCACCCUCCUCAUGCUGUGCACCAGUGAUAUUUACACCCUCAUCAACUACGUGGGCUUCAUCAACUACCUCUUCUAUGGAGUCACUGUCGCCGGGCAGAUCGUGCUGCGCAUCAGACAGCCCGAAAUGCAUCGGCCAAUCAAGGUGAGCCUGCUCUGGCCGGUGGUGUACCUGCUGUUCUGGGCCUUCCUGCUGGUCUUCUCUCUGUACUCUGACCCGGUGGUGUGCGGCAUCGGCCUGGCCAUCAUGCUGACCGGCGUGCCCGUCUACUUCCUGGGCGUGCGCUGGGACAACAAGCCGCAAUGCUUCAACGCCUUCAUCGAUAAGAUGACGUAUGUGGGGCAGAAGUUCUGUGUGGUGGUGUAUCCGGAGGGGUCUAAGGCCAGGGAGGGAGAGAGGGAAGGAGAGAAGGAUGGAAAGAAGGAGGAGCGAUCCCUUCUUGCAGAGGAGGAUGGUGGAGCAGCAGGAUGCUGAACUGAGAGAGAAUGUCACAUACACGUACACACACGCGCACACGCAUGCAUAUACACAUGCACUCUUAUAAUUGAUUUAUUGCUGCCAUCUACUGGCUGAUGUGGGAAAAGCGCUUUUAAUGAUAGGAGACCUCUGCAGGGUAGAGGAGACUGCACUGAAUUUCUCUUAAUGCAGGCAGGCGCAUCGAUGGACACACGCUCACAGGUCAAGACUCUCAAAUUAGUCUGAUCACCGAGGUAGCAUAUCCCAGCUGUGUGGUGGAAGCAGAGCCUAUGUCCGCUGCGUCUCCUGCCCCAUUUCAGGGUAUUAAUCCCCCUUCCCCUGCCCCACACACCACACACACCCCCACCCCUGUCCCAACCCACCCUGAAGAGAAUCUAACCCAGUCACAGACUGCCAGCAUAGUUUUUACCUCCUCAAAUUAGAUCUAAUUUUAUUAUGUGUUUUAGCUUCAGAUCCUCUGUUUUCUUUUUUUACCAUGUGAUAUUCCAAACAACCCCCCCCCCCACCCCACCCCACCCAAGGGGAAGAUGUACACUGCCCUCACAGUUGUUUUUAUUAUAAUUAUUUUUCUUUUUUUUUUAAUGUUAUUUUAAAGUAAUAAUUGUUUUAUUGUGAACCAUUGUGAACACAAGGGUCUAACUUUAUGUUCAGAUUAUAGGAGGCAGAGGUAUGAGACAGUAUGGAUGUUGUUUAGCUGAAAUCUUUCUGGAUGUUAUCUAAUGUAGGUCUGGCUUGUUUUGUUUUUUUAAAUUGCCUUAAUGAUAAUGUCAGUGGCACUGUUGUAAUGACUGUAUCAGAAUAUUUAUUCUUUUUUUUUUUUUUUUGAGGAGAUCAGUGGUAUUGAGUCGCAGGUCAGGCACCUACUUUUGACAGGGAAUCGAAAGAUGCAAAACCAAAAUCUGAUGCCACCCAACACCCAAAAAACACCAACCAGUCGAUCAGCUGACAGACAGACAGCCAUACAGACAGUCUUGCAGGGAGACUGAUGUCUGCACUGGGAAAAUUUGAGGAGUGUGUGUGCAGCAGUAACUUCAUCCCAGAUAUCUGAACGAGGGAGAGAAAGAGAGAAAGAUACAGCACUCAUUUCCUCACACACUCCGAUUCUUCCAGCACACUUACAGCUGUCCAUAAAGCUCAGCUCAGGCCAAACCCCUGACCUUUGACCCUCGGUAUUGUCGGAUUGUCAGGGCACUGAUGACUUUGU
Messenger RNA from Anguilla rostrata (American eel), 4328 nucleotides. It is a transcript of the gene slc7a8b, whose product is annotated as solute carrier family 7 member 8b. Gene Ontology annotation, biological process: neutral amino acid transport; amino acid transmembrane transport. Lineage: Eukaryota; Metazoa; Chordata; Actinopteri; Anguilliformes; Anguillidae. Gene Ontology annotation, molecular function: neutral L-amino acid transmembrane transporter activity; L-amino acid transmembrane transporter activity. Gene Ontology annotation, cellular component: membrane. The record is from RefSeq and is a predicted model, not a curated record.